UUAGGCGCUAUUUCUAGCGGAGUUUAACGCUAUUAGUACCUAGGUAGGAUCUAGGGUGCUUCUAACUAGUGGAAAUGCACCUAAGCAGCAUUGUAACCCCGCCAAAUGAGUCAAUUGAAGUUUUAUUUUCAGGGCUCCUCCGAUCGGACGUCAGGGUGCGAUAUAACGGAUCUUUUUAAUUAAAGCAAACCUUUAUGAAACAACAUUAACUCAGCUAAUCCCUCUCAUGAUCAUUUCAUGAACCAAACAUCUUAUUUUAAGAGAAGUUGUAUGCUGAUCUAAGUGAGAAUCGGGAAUUCGGUAAACCAAUUUCCAGGAGGAUAGCAACGUGUUCGUUGCUUGUUGUCAUCUGGGUUUCAUCAUGUCGCCGUUCAAUCUUGAGACAUGUGCUAGGCCAAAUAUCUUGGCUUUAGAGCCCUACCGCUGCGCGCGAGAUGACUACAAGGACGAUGGCACAAAUAUCCUUCUUGAUGCCAACGAGAAUGCUUGUGGGCCGUCAUUGACACCUACUGCCGUGGAGGCCGCGUCAAAAGGCGCAGGCGUCGAUAUCGACUUUUUAGGUCUACACAGAUACCCGGAUCCGCACCAACGCGAUCUGAAGCAAUUGCUUUGCAACCUACGCAACACUCACCACUACACUCCUAAGGUUAUCACUCCAGACAACUUAUUCGUUGGCGUCGGUAGCGAUGAGGCUAUCGAUGCGCUACUUAGGUGCUUCUGCAUCCCCGGACGUGACCGGAUUCUCGUGUGCCCCCCAACUUACGGCAUGUACUCCGUAUCAGCACAAGUCAACGACGUCGGCUUAGUCAAGAUACCCCUGCUCGAAGCACCCAGUUUCGGGCUCGACGUACCAAAAAUUAGGGACGCGCUAUCAACAGAGAGGGACGUCAAGAUGAUCUAUCUUUGCACCCCGGGAAACCCCACAGGUUCGUUGCUGGAUAAGGAAGACGUGAGACAGAUUCUAGAGCACCCAACAUGGAAUGGUGUCGUGGUGCUCGACGAGGCGUAUAUCGACUUCGCGCCCGACGGAACGUCCCUCGCAGAAUGGGUCGCUGAGUGGCCUAAUCUGGUCGUCAUGCAGACAUUAUCGAAGGCUUUCGGUAUGGCGGGUAUUAGACUGGGUGCCGCGUUUACGUCAGCGCCGAUCGCACGACUAUUGAAUAGUUUGAAGGCGCCGUAUAACGUAUCUAGCCCAACAAGCGCACUCGCGUCGUACGUAACUUCGGGUGAUGGACUUGCGAAAAUGCGUGAGAAUCGCGAGAGGAUCGUGGCGCAGAGGGAAAGGUUAUUAACCGAGCUGCCGAAGAUAAAGGGUAUCGGUCGUCUGCGGGGUGGCACACAGAGUAACUUUUUGUUGUAUGAAAUGUUGAAUUCAAGCGGCGAACCGGAUAACACGGUGGCGUUGGCCGUGUAUGAGACCCUAGCUGAGGAUAAGGGUGUUGUCGUUAGAUUUAGAGGCAAGGAGCAUGGGUGUUUGGGUUGCCUAAGAAUUACGGUUGGUACCGAAGAUGAGGUGACAAGGUUCUUGGCCGCUAUUGAGCAGGCUCUUAUUGAGGUCAAUGGAGGAAGGGGAGGAAAGAGGGAGACUCCGGGGGAGGAAGAUAGGAAAGAAAUUGCGGCGAAUGGUGUGGUGGCUUAGAAAAAAAGCAAAAGGAAAAGAAACUUAUGGAUAGACCAAAAAUGGCUAUAGAGGUACCUACAGGACAGGGAAUCUAUUGAUAGAAUACCAUAGCGUCUUACGAACAUAAACGAUUUUUUCAC
Molecule: messenger RNA, 1761 nt
Organism: Hypoxylon trugodes
Lineage: Eukaryota; Fungi; Ascomycota; Sordariomycetes; Xylariales; Hypoxylaceae
Product: histidinol-phosphate aminotransferase
Exons: 2
Coding region: 362-1639 (425 amino acids)
Biological process (GO): L-histidine biosynthetic process
Molecular function (GO): L-histidinol-phosphate:2-oxoglutarate transaminase activity; pyridoxal phosphate binding
Source: RefSeq, a predicted model, not a curated record